UAUAUAUAAAGAUUGGCGCCGGCGCGACAGCUGAUCAUUAUUCGUUCAUUCAUUUCUGAAGUGGAUAAUUUUCGGUGGAACUCUGAAGCCUUCAAUUGACAGAAUGGCUAACGUUAGACGCAGUGGUCGCAUCACAUUGAAAGCAAGAGAUGAGAACGCACCAGAAGAGAAUGUCAAGAUCAGACGAAAAAGAAAAUCUGAGCCAUCCAAGAAGAUUCCACCCGCAGUGAAGAAACAAAGCUAUGAAAUACAGAAACGGUGGUCAGAAGAAGGGGCAAGUCCAUGUGUCCUCGUAGAAACACCACACAAGGAGCUGGAGAUGACAAGAGACCGGUCUGGCUUCAAGCAGUUCCGAUUCAAGAACAUCUUCAUCAAGACCUCACCGCUGCCCUGCCUCAGCUGGGCCAGCUCAGAUGACGUGUGGAUUAAGAUGCUGAACAAGGAGCUGAAGUAUGUCCACGACAAGGCCUUCCUACAGCAGCACCCCAAACUAAAGCCCAAGAUGAGGGCCAUUCUCCUGGACUGGCUUCUAGAGGUGAGUGAGGUGUACACUCUGCAUCGACAGACUGCUUAUCUGGCUCAGGACUUCUUUGACCGCUUCAUGCUGACACAGGAUGAUAUGGAGAAGGACCGACUGCAGCUCAUAGGCAUCACAGCCCUCUUCAUCGCGUCUAAGAUGGAGGAAAUCUACCCGCCAAAGCUCCAUGAGUUUGCCUACGUUACUGACGGAGCCUGUGAGGAAGAAGCGAUCCUGGAGAUGGAACUUGUCAUGUUGAAGGCGCUGAACUGGAACCUGUGUCCAGAGACGGUGAUCACAUGGCUGAAGCUCUAUGCUCAGGUGGAGUCCCUGAAGGAUGGCGUCAACUUCCUGGUACCUCAGUUCUCUCAGGACACCUACAUCCAGAUCACACAGCUUUUAGACCUUGCCAUACUGGACAUCAACUCUCUGGACUACCAGUAUGGGAUACUGUCUGCUGCUGCCUUCUGCCAUUUUUUCUCAUUUGAUGUUGUCCACAAAGUAUCGGGUUUGACGUGGGAUAGUAUUGCUCCCUGUGUCCGGUGGAUGACCCCCUUCAUGCGCACUGUCAGCGCCUGUCCCAGAGUAGAGCUCAAAGACUUUAAGAAAGUGACGUCUGACGACAGACACAACAUCCAGACACACGUAGACUACCUGUCCAUGCUGAGCGACGCUCACCAGAGGCAACCGGACAGCCAAGACAGUCUCUCGCCUGCUGCCUUAGGAGGGAUAUUGACUCCACCAAAAAGCACAGAGAAACCAGCCAAUCACUGAGCCCCAGGGUCUCCUCGCGUUGAUUUUCUGACCAACCAGAUGCAGGGAGAAUUCCCUAGAUGUCACGCCUGACCAGCCAGAGGCCGGGAAACUUUGGAACCUCAUCCUCACGUGACCAAUCAAAUUUGCCUUUGGUAAUAACUCACCUUUGUGUAGCAUGUUAAGAUGAGUUAUUUUACUUUAUAUACCAAGCUGGAUAUCAGAGUAUAUAUGCAGUACAACCAUGGAAAUCAGCUCAUGGUUACUAAAUUGACUUAUUUUGUCAAAUGAUUGCAACAAAAACCCUGUUAUCUCAAUCUUAAUCCCCAGAAUUAGAAUUUUACAUGGAGAUCAUUUGAGUUGACUCAAGUCAAAUCUUCCUCCAUAGGAAAACAUGUCUGCUGCUCCCCCUGUUACUUGAAGCGGAGCAUCUCAGGACAUGGGAUGUUUUGAUAGCUAAAAAGCUACUAUUUUAUUUGAGGUGAAUUGGUACAUAAUACACAGUUGAGUUACUCAACUCAGUCUCUUAACUUUGUGUUACCAUGUGUAUUUAGUGCAGUAUAGUCUAAAUCUGGGUACUCCUGGACAAGCUCAGCCAUACAAUAACACUGAAAGAAUUAUUGAUGUUGUGUGCUAUGGUUACGUUUGAACAUUUGAGCUGUUUGAAAGGGUAGUGCAGGGUAAACUAUUUUCUAUACCAACUUAAGCACCAUUUUUGAACGUAUGUAUUCUCUCCACUGUGAACGACUCAUUUCCAUGUGCCUGGUGCAUUCUCCUGCCACAACACAUUCCUGGAAAACUUGACUUCAGUAGUUUGAUUUAGACCUUUUGGACCAAUUUACAACUAUGUAAUUUUAACAUUGUAUUUAUUUGUUCAUUUAAGCCAUACAAUGUUUUAUGUCCAUAUACAUUCUUCAUAGGGCUAUGAAUUCAGUUCUUUAACAAUGCCAAAGGCAACCUAUUUAAGUCACGGGAUGCAUGUUAUUUAUGAUUUUGACAUCUGUUAUUGCGGGGGGAGGCGGUAUAAUGCAGUUACAUAUGAAAUGUUAUGUUGCGUAGUUUGGCGCUAGCCUGUCCGUGGUGCCUUAGUUGAACUAAUAUGGUGAUGUGAAGACUUGAGAACCCAGAGGCUCCAGUGGAGGGCUCUAACCCAGUCUGUCCAGCAAACCUGUGACUGUCAACUGAAACCUUCAGUGUUGUGCAGGCGCCUGCCGAGGCAGUGGUAUACAAAGAACCAUGUUUAAACUGUAAAUACUAAUGUGUAUAUGUUAUGUACAUAAACUGAACGUUCUCUUUUCUAAUGGAAACAUGAAAUUUAUUGAAUAAAUGAAAUAGAAAUUAA
This is a messenger RNA of Salvelinus sp. IW2-2015, 2612 nucleotides long. RefSeq names its product cyclin E2 (gene ccne2). The record is from RefSeq and is a predicted model, not a curated record. Gene Ontology annotation, biological process: G1/S transition of mitotic cell cycle; regulation of cyclin-dependent protein serine/threonine kinase activity. Gene Ontology annotation, molecular function: cyclin-dependent protein serine/threonine kinase regulator activity. Lineage: Eukaryota; Metazoa; Chordata; Actinopteri; Salmoniformes; Salmonidae. Gene Ontology annotation, cellular component: nucleus; cytoplasm; cyclin E2-CDK2 complex.